AUGCAGCGAAUCCACGUUCUCCAACGCGUCAUUCCUCGUGUCGGUGGAACCAGGACACUGAGCCGGACAUUCAUGGCUAGCGGUCAACGUCAAGCCAACAAUCCAGUGGAUGGCAAGAGCCACGCCACGGACGAGAGCGUGGUGCCCGAACCCGUACAGAAAGCGGCUCCGGAGACACUAGAAAAGGCCCUUCCUGAGGGCGUGCAUCCCACCAAAGGCAGCGACAUCGACCCCCACAACAAAGAGACCAGUUGGAAGAGCCACGCCACGGGUCCCAGUAUCGUUCCCGAAUUCGUCCAGAAAGCCGCCCCAGAGGCCCUGGAAAAGGCCCUCCCCGAGAGCGUCCACCCGACCAAAGGAAGCGACAUUGACCCUCACCCGGGCCAGAAAACGGGCAUGCAAAAGAACACCAAGUCAUAG
This is a messenger RNA of Fonsecaea multimorphosa CBS 102226, 420 nucleotides long. RefSeq lists its product as uncharacterized. The transcript is spliced from 2 exons. The coding region runs from base 1 to 420 and encodes 139 amino acids. NCBI's taxonomy places the organism in Eukaryota, Fungi, Ascomycota, Eurotiomycetes, Chaetothyriales, Herpotrichiellaceae. The record is from RefSeq and is a predicted model, not a curated record.